UUCCAAGUGCAGGGUUGGUACGGGCACUCUUGCCCUUUUUGUCUCUGGUCCUGUGAUAGGCUUCAAACAUUCUGGAGCGCUGUGGCAUGUGCAAUGGAGGAGAUUUUGAGUGUAAGAGUGGGGAAGGCCCCAAUUUCUCCUCCUCUUGCCCUGCCCAGUGUGUUCCCUGAAGAUAUGCAUAAGAAAAAAUCUUUUCAACAUCCUCACUUGCACAAGAAAGAAUAUCUUGCUAGGUUGGGUAUCCGAAAACCACUUGGGCCUGUUAGGUUGGCGGUAGAUUGUUAAGGACCAUAUCACGUUGGAUUUUCUCAAGUAUGGUACACCACAAGAAUAAGAAUUUCUAUAAGACAUGGCAGCUCUUUUUGGAAUACCUGGACACGGAUUUAUCUGUCACACUAAUAAGGGAUUUUAUAUAACUGAAACAAUUAUGCUUUACGAGCCCAAUAUCCAGGGUGGAGCAACUGUGAAAGCAAAGCCAAAUGGGCAUCUCAGUACUCAGUCCUCCCACGCCACUUUUUCAGACAAAAUGAUGCACAGAGAAACAGACAGGAGCAACGUGGUCAAGAAGUUUUCCAGUCUCUCUAAACUUUCUAACCUGGAUAGUGAAAAUGAAAGUAGUUCAUUGGAUAGUCGAGUUUCCAGCAAGCAAAACACAUUGCCGAUAAAUGAUAAAAACUCUGAACUCCAGGAAAAUAUUGUUGACUCAAGCCCCUGGGAUAGUGAAGAAGAGGGGCUUUCUAAACUUAAGGAAGUUAAUGAGGAGAAGAGGCCAUGUUCCAUGAAUUUAUCAAGUCUUCAGAUAUUGAAGUCACAGACUUUGAGCAAAGAUUCACACGCUCCAUACAAAGAUUUGAAAGAGACUUUGAAAGAUGCAGACACAUAUUUGCCAGUACCCAGUAAAUCGAAGGUGAGGAAUCGUAAUGAAGGUUUGCCGAUUCCUUACCAAUCUUCAACUGCCAAAAAAAAGGCUGUAAUGUUGAAUCAAGUGACCCAGCCAAGCUAUUCUGGAUGGAGUGAUUCAUCCAGUGAAACACAGUCAAUAUUCUCCACUUAUGAAGGAGUACAUAAUGACAAUCAGAAGAAGAAUGGUGAAGGCAUAAGAGACUGCAAAGAAGAACAAAAAAAAAGGAAAGGACAGAAUGAAGAAACUUUAAAGAAGAACUUGCGUAGCCUCAAAAUCCAUCACCAGUCAAGCCAAACUUCCAGCCACAUGCUCAGCAAGCAAAACUCUGUGUCUAGCCAACUACUUGUUGGGCAAUGGGAGAAAGAAAGAAAGGCGACAAAUAUGACUCAGUCUGAGAGAGAAGAGAAUGUGACAGAGCUUGGACAAACAAGCCCUGGUUUUACUGAGGAAUCCAGUCAUCCCACAAAUGUAGGAGUAACUUCUGAAGAAAAUGUAGUUGUUCGAAUUUUGAAAGAUGUGGCUAGUUAUAAAGACAACAGGCAAGUGUAUCACUUUGACUUUGGACAUCAGUACUUCUAUGAAACCAAGAGCGAAUAUACUGAAAAUUGCAUUAAUAACUUGGCAGACUGGUCUGAUGAUGCAAUUCGGCAGUGUUGGAGAAGUCUGUUUGCAGUAGUAAGGAUAAUGGUGAACACUGUCAUUUUGUUUUUAAUUGAGUUGAUAACUUUCUUAUGUCGGUCAGUCUUCCAUGUCCUAUUGGUUGGACUCUUAACAGUAAUUGGAGAUCAUCUUCUGAAGCCACUCCUGGUAUCGUUGUUCAACAGUCUACUGCAACCCAUCAUGAUUUUCCUGCUGAACAUUUUCAUUGGAAUCAGAAACCUCUUGAACCCUUUAAUUGAUAUCUUCAGGAGACUGUUAAUGCAAAUAGCUGCUGUAUUGCAUGCCUUCAGACUUGUGGAAGUGAACUUGAAUCGAACUCCAUCCCAAUAUCAGGAUGUGUAGCCAAACAAGUCACUUGUUCUAGGAUGAAUAUGAAAAGUCUUGAAGAUGAGAGUGAAGGAUGGCUGAAAGUGAAUCCCUGUGCUGGAUUGUUACCAGCAACUGGUAACUGUUGCUAGUCAAGCCAUAGGCAGUUCUUAGUAGCUAUUGGUUCAGACCCAGUUGUAUGAAUUAUGCAGUCUACCAAAUAGGAGUUGGACAUCUGAAGUCAGUGCUAUUUCGUCCAUCCUAUUAUUACACAAAACUUUAGUGCUACAAUCAGUGCUCCAUUGUUCAAGCUUUGUCACUGUAUGUACUUAUUCUUUCUUUUACAAGGUACUGACUGUAUGUGCUUCCACUAUUUCUUUUACAAGGCCUUUUCAGUGUUAUAUUGAUGAGUCUUGAUCAUUUCUUGCACUUGUACUGCUUUAAAUACAAACUCAUUGAGUGUCUGCACUUACAUUGUCUUAUAUAAGACUUAUCAAAUUUUAUGCUCAUGCUGUCUUCUGAAAAGCUAGUUGAGAAUCUGUGCCCAAUCAUCCUGUAAUACAAGGGUUGACCAGUGUUUAGGCAUACAUUGUCCCUUAAAUGAAAUAUUGCAAGUGCAAUUAAGUGAAAGUGAUCUGCUGUUUUAUGUGUAGAACUGUUAUUGUCAUUCCUCGAGGAUGUGAUUAGUUGCACAAAGCUCUGGAAUCAAGAUUGUGGGUUUCCUGGUGACUCAUAAAAUAAAUUCACCCUCUAAAUUGACACUGAACAUUGGGAACAGUUAGGUUACAUGUUUAGUUUCUAAUUUAUGUUGAAUUAGCUGAUCUUGGCCAGAAUGCUAAUGGGUUAUUGCAAUCAUCAGUUUAUCCUGGAUUCCCAUUCUUGACUGCUAUCCAAUGGAAAAUGUCUGUGUGUAUUCAUUUGUGUGGAAUUGGCAAGGACAGGAUUGAAUUUAGCUGGGAAACACUACAUGUUGGUGCAGUCUGCCUGUGCAAGUCAAGAUCCUGAGGUUUCUAGUGAUCUCCUCCACCAUCACAGGCACAAUAGAGUGAAAUCCCCUAUCCUCCCCAGACCAAGAAAAGGACGCUAUUUGCAUAUUCAGAAUGAAGAUAUCACACUGAUGCACCUUUUCCAAUUGGCAGCUUGAAUGUCAGAUUGGUGCAGUAAGAUUCCAAUGGCAAAAAGAAGGCAUGGCAAUGAAAUAAAUUAGUACUUGUCUUUCAUGUCUUCUGCUCCAUGUGAAGGAGCUAGCCUGUCAAGGAAAAUCAGAGAUUAUUUUGGUUACCUGUCUAUGGUAAAGAUUUUGGCCUUUUUACAGCCUUCAAUUGGCCAGAUAAUCUCAAUGGAUGCAAAUGUUGUUGACUCCAAAACAAAUGGAAAGGCUGAAAUUUCCACUGUAUUCCAGAAACUCCUCCAGACAUGGUCCUUUCAUGAGGAGAUUGCUCACAGUUCCCUACACCAAACUUUAAAGCAUGAACAUAAAAUGGUGUGGAAUCCCAGCAUUAUUGGAUCCUACCCUAAAUUCCUGGUGCCAUUUUCCAUGAUUGAAAAUUUGGCUUUCUGAUCUGUCCCAACAUGCAAAAGUGCUUGGGUUUGAAAGUCUUAGUGCACAUGAAGAAUGAUCAAGUGGUACACUAGAACAUCAUAGCUAAUUUUACUGUUGUGAUUUUUAAGGAAAAUGUAUAUAUUGUGCCAUUAAAAUUGAAACUGUGCUAACUCUAUUUAUGUUGUAUUGUCUAAAGACUGUGAAAAACUGUUAUUUUAGGACCUUUUAUGUGGAUAUGCAGUCACUGCAGUAAUGUAAAUAAGCCUUUACUUGCAUUCAUGAAAGAUUGCACUCCAAAAGAGUGAUCAAUUAGAAAUAAAAGCAGCAAAUGCUAAACUAUUCAGCAGAUUAGGCAGCAUCUGUGGAGAGAGGAAUAGAAUUAAUGAAAGAUUAUAAACCUAAAACAUGAACUGCACCGAUGCUUUAUUUCCCUCUCUGGAGUAUUUCCAGCAUUUUCUGUUUUUAUUUCAAAUUAACUGGAUUCCAUAUUUGCGAAGAGAACACCACAGCAGACCUUCAGACCAUAAGCCUUACAUGGUCUGAGAUGAUGCAAGGUUUGUGUGAUAUUCAAGAUUUGUUAUAUGUUAAUCUGAUCGUGUUUAAUAAAUCAA
Molecule: messenger RNA, 4024 nt
Organism: Chiloscyllium plagiosum (whitespotted bambooshark)
Lineage: Eukaryota; Metazoa; Chordata; Chondrichthyes; Orectolobiformes; Hemiscylliidae
Source: RefSeq, a predicted model, not a curated record